This is a messenger RNA of Labrus mixtus (cuckoo wrasse), 2437 nucleotides long. RefSeq names its product zinc finger matrin-type 1 (gene zmat1). Gene Ontology annotation, molecular function: zinc ion binding; nucleic acid binding. The transcript has 7 exons. The record is from RefSeq and is a predicted model, not a curated record. Bases 9 to 1871 code for a protein of 620 amino acids. NCBI's taxonomy places the organism in Eukaryota, Metazoa, Chordata, Actinopteri, Labriformes, Labridae.
GGGAAAAUAUGGACGUCGAAAGUGUCUGUACUUCGCUUCUAGCGGAGUCAGACGCUCGAAAUAAAACUAUUAGUGCCCCUAAUGUGGCUUCUGUGACAGAUGCUGACAAAGUAAUAAACACUAAAAUAGGUAGUGCCCAGGUUGAAGGUGACUGUUCGUUAAGCGACUCGGGAGACAGGAGUGAAGAGGUGCUACUAAAGGGUCUUCUCACUGAUGACUACUGCCAUGUGUGUGAGGCUGUGCUGCUCUUUGAAUCGCAGAGGCUGUCCCAUUACGAGGGAAAGAAACAUGCUCAGAAACUCCGGGUGUACCUGCAGGCCAAGAGAGCUGAGAAGAUGAACAAACACUCCACGGGGUCCCAGCAGACCAUGACUACUGACAAGGAUCGUUUCUGUGAGCUGUGUAACAUGGUGUUCAGUUCCCCCGUGGUGGCUAGAUCCCACUAUGAAGGAAAAGUCCACACAAAAAAUCUGGGGAAAAAAGGACUUCAGCCCACAGACAGGUACACAGAGUCGAGCUCUUUACCGAGUGUGACACAGGAUUCUGUUCAUGCCGACCAGAAAUCAGCAGGAAGUAGUGAUAUGGAACAUCUCCUGGACCCCACAGCCACCACAGCUACACCCAGCACAGAGGUUGAUCUGAAGGACCCUAACAAGUACUGUGCCCUGUGUGAUGCUUCCUUCAACAAUCCUCAGAUGGCUUUACAGCACUACAAUGGACGCAAACACCAGAGGAACCAGGCCCGACAGGAGCUGCUCCAAGAGCUCGGAGACACUGUCCAACAAGACAACUCCCUGAUGUGUUCCAUGUGUAGUGUGCAAUUUAACUCUGUGGAGAUGUACCAGGCCCACAUGCAGGGGAACAAGCACCAGACUAAGGAGAAGAAGGUCGUUGACCUUUGCAACGCCCAACAAAAAGUCUACAGCACAUUUGCAGAUGAACUUUCUGAUUACAUACAGGUUCAGAGGGCUCGUGGAAUCACCUCAAAGAACAGUCAAGUCCUCGCAACAGCCGACAAACGAAAGGAGGAUGAGGAAGAAGAACAAGAUGAAAUAUUUAACAAGGGAGAUAUCUCAGAACUGGACAAGCCAUUGCCAAACCUUCAUCCCAGCUCUAACCCUCCUCAUCACUCCCGUCUAGGUUGUUUUAAUCCAGGUGAAAGGUGGCGUCCUCAACAUCAGGGCUCUUCCUGGCCCUCUGAGGGCUGGCACUACAACUUCCCUCCUCCUGUUUUCCCAGGCCCAGGCUCUGCACUGAUCUCUAGUAUGCCAGUUAAAAGGAGGAUGCACAGAAAGCAGUCAAGUUCUUCCUCGUAUAACAGCUCAUCAUCAUAUUCCUCCUCAUAUUCCUCCUCUUAUAGCAGCAGUACAAGUGACAGUGAUGACAGUGAAUACAAGCGCAGAGAAAAGAGGAAGGCUAGAAAUUCCAGGAGGGAGAGGGACAGAAGGGCAAAGGACAAGGACUCAGACAUAGCAGAGAAGAGGAGAAAACGACGGAGGAAGGAAAAAGGUAAGGAGUCGGUGGAGAGGAGAAGAAGGGAAUCUGGAGAUGCAGAGGAAGAGAGGAGAAGAAGAAAAAUCAAAGGUCCUGGCAAGCGGGGAAGACGAGAAAAGAAAUCCCCGGAGGAGGACGAUAAAGAGGAGGAGGGAGGGGGCAGAGAGUUGGACAAAUUAAUGCCAGAAGACAUGAAUGACAAUAAAAAGGAAGGGGAAGUGGAUAUGAAUGCUGAUAUGAAUGUUGAGGAAGGGGAUGGUGGACAGUACGAGCAAGCCAAACCCAAAUACAGGAAAGAGAAGAAGAAAACAAAGGAGAAAGUAGACAGUAGGACAGAGGAUGAGAAGCUGUGGGAUGACUCUAUUCUCGGCUGUUAAACUCACAAGACCAAGUAUGACAGAUGACAUUUAGUAAUACAGUUAACAAUGCAGUUUCCAUUAGAGCUGGCAGCACACAAGUGUCCUCAAUAGAUUGCUAGCUGGCUAGCCAUGGUAAGUCACUUUGUGUUUCUAAUGAAUGAAUGAAUCAUAAUUUAGAUGAUUUUUUAUGUUGGUUCUCAAAUAUUCACGUCUAUAAUGGCUUUAUUUUCACUGUGACACUUAAUCAUGUAUAAUAUAUUUUAUUUUUAUUUGAUGGCACAUUGUCUUCUAUAACACUUGAAAUGAUCAAGAUCUUCCUGACCUCUUAACACAUCACAGUUAAAUGAUGUUUUAUUCUUUGUCAUUUCCUCCAGGAAGGGACACAAUAGCUUGAUUGUGAUCCCUUUUAUAGCCUGUGGUAGGCAGUGUUUAGCUUCACUUAGAGUCUCAGGAAAGUCAAUGAAAGCCAAUAGAUGACAGAGGCUUAGGCAUUUUGUUAGUUUUAAAGCUAGUUGUGCUUUCACUCAGGCACUGCUGCAAGAACGUUUUUCACAUUCUGUCACUUUUUCAAAUAGAUUUUCUUU